GCGACAGCCCCGGGUUCCUGCGGCUGGUGGAGGUGCUGGUGGAGAUGUCGGUGCCGGAGCGCAAGGCGUUCCUGCAGUUCGCCACCGGCUGCAGCACCCUGCCGCCCGGCGGCCUCGCCAACCUGCACCCCCGCCUCACCGUAGUGCGCAAGGUGGACGCGGGCGACGGUUCGUAUCCGUCGGUGAACACGUGCGUGCACUACCUGAAGCUGCCGGAGUACUCGUGCAAGGAGGUGCUGCGCGAGCGCCUGCUCGCCGCCACCAACGAGCGCGGCUUCCACCUCAACUGAGACCCACAUCAUCUCGCUGAAACUAUUAUUAUAGCUACUUCUUACAUUAUAGAGCGAUUACUCGUAAAGCUGCGUACAAGAUUUCCGUGUAACACUGGUCGUCCGCUUUACGAGCGAUAUCUCUAUGAGAGACACGGGCUACGGUUAUACAUAAUUAAACUAUAUCGUGCACUUUUGCUCCGCGCUAUAACUACACUAAUUUUAUAUUUAGCGUAACAUAGAAUAUUCUCGUGCGUUUUAGUGAUACGAAUAGAAAAGCAGACAUAUUAACCGUUUCAUAAUAUUUUAAUCCUUAUAAGGCGUACGUUAUUCGAUGUAGAAUAAUCUGCUAUUAACUUACACUGGAUUUAUUAUAUCAAUUUUAAUAUUGAAAUAUUAUAAUUAUGUAAGCGUAAUUUCCAGAUAGUCAAAGAAAUAUUUUACUCGAUUGGCGAGCCGUAGAAUGGGCCUUUUUGAAAAAUAUAAAAAAAAUGUGAUUUUUAUCUUUUUGUGAUGUCGUUUGCAAUAUGGGGCAGUGACCCAAAAUAAUAUAACACCAAUAUAUUUAGUUUGUUUUAAAUACAUUAAUAUAGUGUUCGUAAAGUGUUUGUCUAUGUAGAGCUAUGUUACAUAUAACGAGAUGCUUUUGCAUUGUUUGUUGGUAUACGGCAGUGAGGGAGAAUGGCCGCCGCCUUCUAGCUUUACUUCAAUGCUAAUAACGAUAAUUAAAAGUAUUUACUCCUUAAACAUAAACAGACCUAUCAUUGGUGUUUUUUUAAAUUAUAAAAACCAAAUGUUUUCUUAUUAAAGAUUGCAUAGGAAUGAAAUUAAUUUGUAAUUUUAAUAAAAACAUUGUUUUGAAUUAAAUGUUAUGGAUUUAAAUAUUUAAAAUUUUCUAUAAGCUGAUGAAUUUUUAUAUUAUGAUAUAGAAAUAUAUAAGGUACAUUCUAAAUCCUAUGUAUUUUUGUAACAUGUCUGUGCUUAUUACCAAAUAUAUUGCAUAUUUUUAUGUACGAGGCAAAGUUUAAAAAUAAAAAAAUGCUAUGUGAAAAUAUUACUUUUCUCAUCCAAUUAGUGUUUCUUUGAUCUGUAUUUAUUUUAUAACACAGGUAAAUGUUCAAUUCGGACUGAAUAUUUUUUUUAUUUUGAUGGUGUGUAACACCCAUUGUGUUGACAAUGGCUAGCAUUAUGUUCCUUUAGUUAGUUUUUUCAACUAAAAGUUGGUGAUGUGAUUUAUUAUAAAAAUCUUAAAUGAAUUUAAUGAAAUGUAGUUUUCAUAAGUAAAAUAUUAUUAACAUUCUAUCAUCUUGUAGUAUUCCAGUAUUUGUUGUUGAGAAUUGUAUCAAUAAAUUAAGCAAAAUGA
This is a messenger RNA of Papilio polytes (common Mormon), 1632 nucleotides long. Its product is annotated as E3 ubiquitin-protein ligase HECTD1-like. The coding region runs from base 45 to 290 and encodes 81 amino acids. The record is from RefSeq and is a predicted model, not a curated record. Gene Ontology annotation, biological process: proteasome-mediated ubiquitin-dependent protein catabolic process; anatomical structure development; protein K63-linked ubiquitination. The transcript is spliced from 3 exons. Gene Ontology annotation, molecular function: ubiquitin protein ligase activity. Lineage: Eukaryota; Metazoa; Arthropoda; Insecta; Lepidoptera; Papilionidae. Gene Ontology annotation, cellular component: nuclear speck.